Molecule: messenger RNA, 1533 nt
Organism: Crotalus tigris (Tiger rattlesnake)
Lineage: Eukaryota; Metazoa; Chordata; Lepidosauria; Squamata; Viperidae
Gene: MALSU1
Product: mitochondrial assembly of ribosomal large subunit 1
Exons: 4
Coding region: 108-809 (233 amino acids)
Biological process (GO): negative regulation of ribosome biogenesis; negative regulation of translation
Cellular component (GO): mitochondrion
Molecular function (GO): ribosomal large subunit binding
Source: RefSeq, a predicted model, not a curated record
AUACACCCUCCAAUUAGGGAGGAGAGGGAGUUUCCUAGCUAGAUUCCCCUUUGGGACCGUUUUGUUGCCCCUUUAGGAUUUUUUCCCCUGUGGAAUCGCAAGGUGCCAUGUGGCGAGGAGGCCUCUGUCUGCGGCUGUUGCAGACUCUGAAGUCUCCGGGAAGCGUUGCUGCGACCGGAAGCGCCAAAGAUGCCCAAGGAUGGGUUGAUGCCAUGACCCGAAGGGCCGCAGCGGCUUCCGUCUUUCCUUCGUGGAUGUCCCGGGUAGGAUUACGAACGUUUAGCACCGUAGGGAAAUCUGAGCUGUGGGAUAGAGAAGAAGGCGCCGGAGCGGAGUUUCAAAACUUGCAAGAAGCGGAUAGAGAUGGGCAGGAAUCGAGCAUCAGUUCAGAUCCUGUUCCUUCAGUAUUCAGCAUUGAUGAUAUGAUAUCACUUAUGAGACAAGAAAAUGCCAAAGAUAUUUGUGUUAUCAAUUUGCCUCCAGAAAUAAAAUACAGCAAUUAUUUUAUAAUUUCCAGUGGAUCUUCUACAAGACAUCUUCAUGCCAUGGCACAAUAUUUGGUAAAAAUGUACAAGCAUAAGAAGAACGAUACUGAUCCUCAUGUUGUGAUAGAAGGAAAAGAGACUGAUGACUGGCUAUGCAUUGAUUUUGGCAACAUCGUAGUCCAUUUCAUGUUGCCAGAGACACGAGAAAUCUACGAGUUGGAAAAGUUGUGGACACUCCGCUCUCAUGAUGAUCAGUUGACACAGAUGGUUCCAGAAUCUUUACCUGAUGACUUUGUGUUUGAGCUAGAUUCGAAACAGCAGUGAUUCAACCUCAUAUCAAAGGAUCAGAAAGAACUUUGCCCAGUGGCUCGCAGUGGUCCACUUGAGUCACUGAGCCAAUUCUUGGGAAGAUAAAGACUAAAUGAAGCACAUCAAGUGUCAGCAUUAGGCAGUAUUGAUAAGUACAGGUAGUCCUUGACUUAGAACCAUUCAUUUAGUGACAAACGGAACUUUGAAAAGUGACUUACAACUGUUUUUCACAACUGUUGCAGCAUCCCCAUGGUCACAGGAACAAAAUUUGAAUGCGUGGCAAUUCAUUUGGGUUUGACGGUUGCAAUGUCCCAGGAUCAUGUGAUCAUCUUUUGCAACCUUCUGACAAGCAAAGUUAAUGGGGAAGCCAGAUUCACGUAAAAACCCUGUUACUAACUUAACUACUGCAGUGAUUCCCUUAACAACAGCAGCAGGAAAGGUCAUAACAUGGAGCAAGAUUUACUUAACUGUCUCACUUAGCAACAGAAAUUUUGGACUCAGUUGUGGUUCAUUAAGUAGAAGGCUACCUAUAUAGAACUUAUCAAUGGGAAGUCAGUAAUGGCCCGUGGGAAAGACAUUGGCUCUUGUUGGAACGGCAAAGCUUUUGACAUGUGGAUAAUAGCUAUUUGAAAUAAUUCCUGUCGACAUUUGGGUCUUUUGGAUAGUGGCUUGUUGUGACAUUGACUGCAGUGCUACCUAUGUCAUCAGUCGAAUAAAGUUUUUUUGAAAUGUUUUUAAA